Messenger RNA from Homarus americanus (American lobster), 669 nucleotides. RefSeq lists its product as uncharacterized. Lineage: Eukaryota; Metazoa; Arthropoda; Malacostraca; Decapoda; Nephropidae. The coding region runs from base 238 to 669 and encodes 143 amino acids. The record is from RefSeq and is a predicted model, not a curated record. The transcript is spliced from 3 exons.
UCACAAGCUCUGCGGUGAGGUAAACAAUUUUGAACAUGUCGUCGGUAUUUGCGUUGUGUGCGGCCUGGUGAGGUGACUUGUGGUCAUCAGUCUAGUGGUGUGUGUUUGUACGAGCCUUGUGAGAUUCAGUAAUACAAAUAUAGUAAAGAAAUGUGUUAAUGUAACGUAUUAUAUGAAGAAAUAAGAGGUGUGGUCAUGACCUGACCCGAGUGAACUACCACCAACAGUAGGGGCACCAUGUUCCGUACAGCGUGUGAUUACCUGGCCAGUAAGGCGGGUCUGGACGCUGAGGCGGACAGUCCUCCCAGUGAAGAAGACUCCUCUAAGGAGAAUUCAUUAAUAAACGGACAAAAUCAAUUUCCUUCAUCCAGCCCCAGUAAAGGUUCUCCCACAGUUGGCUCUCCCUGGGGUCACACCCUAACACCCAGGGCUGCUGGCUCCACCCACCCCCCACAACGACUGGUGCUCAAUGGCACUGCAACUACUACACCCAAACAAAAUGUUCCUUGGAAUGACCUGAGCUUUGCAGCAGAAGUGGUGAGCCCGGGCUUUGCCAACCGAGUAGUGAGAGAGGCCCAGGCACUGCUCCAGGAGCCCUGUAGAGGCUCGACGGCAAUACCCUGCUGGUAUCAGACCAUUUAUCUGGCAUUCCUGUAUCUGGAACACUAA